Molecule: messenger RNA, 1832 nt
Organism: Phoenix dactylifera (date palm)
Lineage: Eukaryota; Viridiplantae; Streptophyta; Magnoliopsida; Arecales; Arecaceae
Gene: AXR4
Product: alpha/beta-Hydrolases superfamily protein
Molecular function (GO): catalytic activity
Source: RefSeq, a predicted model, not a curated record
ACCCUUUCCUUUCUAGCCUAGAAGUAAAGCACGCACUCCCAUCUUCUCAGCCUCCGCUGUUCCACUCUCCAUUAAUGGCGGAAACGUCGAAGAAACAAGAAGAGAAGGCCAAGGAGCCUCUUCUGUCCCAAGAACCCAGCAAGCAACCCUCCCUCCCAACCCCGACCAAACCCAGCUCCCCCGCUAGGGCCCUCGCCUUUUGGGCUUACUUCACCAUCUCCGUCUCCCUCCUCACCUUCCUCCUCGCUUCCCUCCCUUCCCUCCGCCCCCCGGAUCACCGCUCCUGGUUCCUCAGCCUCCCCGACGAUCUCCGCCAUCAUUACUACAAGGGAAAGCUCAUCAAGGUUCACAUAAACCCUAGCCGCUCCCCCAUCCAAGUCUUCGCUGUCGAACAUGGCCCUAGAGACGGGGAACCUGUGGUUCUGGUCCAUGGGUUGGGCUGCAGCUCCUUCUCUUUCCGCCAUGUACUCCGCUUGCUCGGUUCCAGCGGUCUCCACGCCGUCGCCAUCGAUCUUCCGGGCUCAGGCUUCUCGGAUAAGCUGGAUUUGAGGGAGCAUGGGAGAUGGGAAGGGAUUCUUGGUCGAAUUUGGGAUGUUUAUGAUGAGAUCAAAGAGAAAGGUUUGUUUUGGGGAUUUGAUCAGCUGGUUGAGACAGGGCAGGUCCCUUAUGAGGAGAUUGUUACUAGGGAUUCCAGGAGAUAUGGUGCUGAGAGCUCGGGAUACGGGUCAGCGGAGAUGGGGCGAGUAGUAGGGCAGGUUAUUGAUUCAAUGGCGUUGACGCCUGCCCAUUUGGUGCUCCAUGAUUCGGCAUUGGGGACCGGAGCAAAUUGGGUUUCCAUGAAUCCAGGGCUGGUGCAAAGUGUGACACUGAUCGAUCCUGCUGCAGAAUCUGUGGCAUUUCCUUCAUGGAUGCUCGGACCUCCAGUUCUUGGGGAGCUCCUUCUUGCAUCUCGGUUUGCAUUUUCUAGGUUACUCAGAUUGUGCUGCUCGAGGUCCAUGGAUGGGUUGGUGGCUGAGGCUUAUAGGCUUCUAUUGAAGGGGAGGGAUGGGAGGAAGUCGGUGGUUGCGGCUGGGAAGGCGCUGAAUUAUAGCUUUGAUUUGGGAGAAUGGGCAGGUACAGAGGUGGUGAAGGACAUGGCAUUUCAGGUUCUCUGGUCCAAUUCUUGGUCGGAUAGAUGGAUUGAUGAAGGAAAGCGAGCUGCUUCUGCCAUCCCAAGGGCAAAAUUUGCUUCCCAUUCUGGUGGGCGAUGGCCUCAGGAGGAUGCAGCGGAAGAAAUAAGUGAAAUGAUUGUUCAGUUUGUAUCAUCACUGCCGAAAUCUGUCAAGCAGAAAAAGGAAGAGCCUCUGCCAGAGCACAUCCAGAUGAUGUUUGACGAAGCAAGUGAGGGUCACCACCACCAUCACCAUCAUGGUCAUGGUCAAGAACAUGCAACAGGUUAUUUUGAUAUGUAUGGUCUUGGUCAGGGGUGGGGGGUUUGAUAUUCCUUGUUGAUGUGGUGCUUAAAAAGGAUAUUCCAGAAAAGGUUCAUCGCAGGAUGGUUUCCUUGCAUAUCCUUGUGAUAAUUUUCUUCUGAGGUUGUUGCUUAUAUCAGCAUGCUUUUACGCAGCCUCUUACCAAAAGGAUAGGAUUGGCCCAGCAAGAACGUUUUAUGUUGUGUGCAGCUUUUUAAAGUGGCACUUAUCCGUCUGCUUGAGAGGCAGCUUGUGUUUGAUUGUAUCCUUUGAAAGAAGUUUUUUUUUUUUUGGCAUUGCUAGUUCUUUGUAAUCAUCCUUUCUUAAAGACAUUAAAAGUUGCUUUAUUCAUUGCAGUCAAAAACAUGCGUGCUUAUUAAA